ACCAUACACAUAGACACCUAUAGAUUUCAAUACGACCGAUUCAUAAGAAACUUCCAAUUCCCACCAAAUAGUCUGGACUUAUAAAUAACUCACAAUUCCCAAUUCUACUUGAGCUAUUUUCAACGUGAGUUGCCAAAGCGAAGCAACAUCGUGUUGGCCGCAUCAAAGUUCUUUAAACUCGCGAAAAUCACGGUUUUUGUUUUUAGAAUUAAUUGCUAAAGUUUACGGACAAAAAGUUUUAAGUUCGCGAAUUGAACGUUUUUUGUUGGACAAUUGUGAAGUGUGCAUUGUUUGGUUUCUUAUUGUGGUUUGCGAACAGAACUUCACGAUAAACUUUGGGAUUAUUUACAACUAAUUGUGGGAGGAGUGAACUAUGAAUUUCGUUCGACAGGAAUCGGGAUGAGAUGGCCUCCACCAAAAUGAGAAAAAAGCCAACAUAUUGGCUUGAAUCCUAAAAUGGAAAGGAAAAAAUCCUUUAGGAGACAGAAAAGAUACAGACGACCGUGGCUGAAAAAAUGCAAAGAAUUUCUCAGACAAUUUAUUGCUUUUUUGUUCAGCAAUGUCGGGAUUAUUUUACUGGUGGUAGGAUAUACAAUCGCAGGGUCUUUUAUUUUUAUGUCGAUUGAAGGAAACAAUAAAUUAAAUAUAAAACAUGAACUGAUAAAUAAUAGGAGUAUGUAUGCUGAGAAACUGUGGAACGUUACCCUCGAUAUGAAUCGCAAGGGUUUAGAUGAAAAUGAAUACCUCCAAAGGAUAUCGGAAAUUCUUACAACUUACCAGCAUAUGUUGGUAAAUUUUACGAGGAGAGGACACGAUGGAACCGAUGACUUAACUACUGCUGCUCAAUGGAGUUUUGCUGGGGCUUUCUUAUAUUCCUUGACUGUGAUUACCACUAUUGGGUAUGGUAAUAUAUAUCCUCGAACCUUGGAAGGAAAACUGGCUACCAUAGUGUAUGCAAUCAUUGGAAUGCCCUUAUUUCUCUUAUACCUUUCAAACAUCGGAGACAUUUUGGCAAGAUCUUUUAAAUGGAUUUACGCCAAAUGCUGUCUGUGUCGAUGUUGUCCUGGUGUAGCAAAAAGAAGAGCAAUCCGAGCUAUGAAAAGGGAGCAAAGAAUGCAAAUGGAUUAUGUGAGUGAGGAUGAUGAAGAAAGCCAACGAUCUAGUGAGAGUGGCAAGAGUUCCAUUUCCGUACCGCCUUUGGGACCAAGGGUAUCCAUUGUAAGUGAAACGUGUUCCGAAGAUUUUAAAGAAAACGACAUUCAAAACAUUCCAGUACCGGUUACAGUAUGUUUAACGAUUAUGGUUGGUUACAUUUGCGGCGGAGCAUUAUUAUUUCAACACUGGGAGGACACUUGGUCAUUCUUGGACGCGUCUUACUUUUGCUUCAUUUCCCUUAGCACCAUUGGAUUUGGAGACUUGGUGCCUGGAAAUAAAAUUUACGCCAUAGAGAAAGGAUAUUGGGAUUUCAUUUUUUGCUCCAUUUACCUGAUGCUUGGAAUGGCGCUCAUCGCUAUGUGUUUUAAUCUUAUGCAAGAAGACGUAAUCAACACAAUACAAAGAACAAUCCGCACGGUAAAAUACGUUCUGCGUUGUAAUAGAUGACUAUCACGGGAUCAAAAAUACCCAUUUUUCGCCAACGCCGGCUAGACCGCCUGCGGAUCGUUGGAAACAAAUGCAAAACGCACAAAAAAUAAAACAGUCGCCAUUGGUUGUGACAACAACCCUACGAUGGAUGGAUCGGUCGAACGAGGGGGCCAUCACGGAUCAAAAAAUGUUUUGCCAAAAAUUUGGAUAUUAAGAGGGAUUAUCAAUGAGGCUGGGGAGGAAAAUACAGGGAUGUGUAGGAUGCAAUGGCGACGAGGUAUCCAAAGGCAGUCAUAGCAUUUAGUUUUUUUAAAGGAUUUAUAACAAGUUGUUUUAAUAAAAUUUUAAAAAAUUAGAA
Diabrotica virgifera virgifera (western corn rootworm) is the source of this 1942-nucleotide messenger RNA. It is a transcript of the gene sand, whose product is annotated as TWiK family of potassium channels protein 18. The transcript has 9 exons. Gene Ontology annotation, biological process: potassium ion transmembrane transport; stabilization of membrane potential. The coding region runs from base 457 to 1602 and encodes 381 amino acids. The record is from RefSeq and is a predicted model, not a curated record. NCBI's taxonomy places the organism in Eukaryota, Metazoa, Arthropoda, Insecta, Coleoptera, Chrysomelidae. Gene Ontology annotation, cellular component: membrane. Gene Ontology annotation, molecular function: potassium ion leak channel activity.